AUGCCUGGUUGUGAAGUAUGUUUUGACUUAAAUCCUGGCUCCGCAGGUGGAUUGAUCAACUGGAAGAUUCACAUCACAGAUGAUUGUGCUUGUGAACAUCGUCUGGCUUUUGAAAGUGCCCAAUUUAAAAAUUCUACUGGAAUUCAUUGUUCGGUUAUUCAAAGUGGAAUUUGCUUGAUCGAAAAGAAGUAUUCGACUAGAAAUCAUCGGAUAGAUGUGAAAGAAGGGGGGACUUUGAUUCUUCGUGAAGGGUUUCCACUGAUAUUGGAACUCAAGAACUUGCCACGCUUCGAGUACUUUUCCAAAAGAGAUGCAUGCCAGGGAACUGAUACCAACAAUCCUUGGAUAAAAUCCUUUGGCAUAUCUGAAGAAGUGCCUCCAAAAUUGUCGAUAAAGAAAUGUAAAUCUAUCAUUGAUAGAUGGAUAAAAGAAUGCGACAAUGAGCACAGCUCUUGUUGUAUCAAAGCAGCAGAUGAACAAGCCCUUCCAUCAAGGCUACUUGAUAUAAGAAAAAGAGCUCACAAUGCAAUCAUUCUUGUGGAGGUUCAUGGAAGCAACAGCUCGGAGUCAAGAACAGCCAUUACACGUUAUGCGACACUUAGUCACUGUUGGGGAAAAAUCCAGCUUCUAAAAACAACUAAGAAUUCUUUAAGCAAACAUAAAAAGGGAAUACGACUAAGCGUUUUGCCUAAAACCUUCCGCGAAUCAAUAAAAGUACUUCAAGCUCUUAGGAUUCAAUUUGUAUGGAUAAAUAGUCUGUGUAUAGUUCAAGAUGAUGAUGCGGACUGGAAACGCGAGUCAGCAUGCAUGGCUGCCAUCUAUUCCAACAGCUAUUUGAAUAUCGCUGCAACAGGUGCAAGAGAUAGUAAGGGUGGAUGUCUUAAGAUAAGAUGUUUGAAGCGACUGUCAUUCACACUUGGAACAAAGUCACACCCCAUCACCGAUCAAUACAGGAAUAUCGAUUGGGGAAUUCGACUCCGCCCUUCAUUUGAGUCAGUCCAUCACCGUUACAAUAGUCGCGUAAGCUCUGGAACAGACGUGUUAGAUAAGAUAAAUACCCCUCUUUUGUCUCGAGCUUGGGUCUUUCAGGAACGACAAUUAGCACCGCGAACUUUACAUUUCCAUCCUUCCGAACUCGUAAUGAAAUGCAAAUCAGGUCUCCGUUGCGAAUGCACAAUUCUUGAAAGAAUGAAUGAUGGUUCAGGCAGUAAUUCGAAGGAUCAAGAUAGCUUGAGACCUGAAGCUUACGAAAUAUUCAAUCAAUGGAACGAAUUGGUCAGAGAGUAUUCGCGAUUGUUGAUCACCAGGGAAUCAGACCGGUUGAUUGCGCUUAUUGGAAUCGCAACCCAAUUCCAGAGAAAAGUGAAUUGUGGGUAUCUGGCUGGACUAUGGAGUUCUGAUAUUGCAAAUGGCUUGUUGUGGGAUAUUACUGGAAGCCCUUACAUGAGAGAAAGAAUGGAUCUAAGACGAAUUAAAGAGCCAUUUGCCCCCACUUGGUCUUGGACUUCUCUGGUUCAAGGCGUAGGUUCUUUCACCACCUCAAUUGUGUUUCACCCAGGCCAAGUGCUCACACCCGACGAGAACUUCAAAUAUUUGGGGACCAAUAUACCAUAUUCAGCUAGUGAAUGGCACAAUAUGCAAGGCACAGGUUGUAUCAAAAUCCAAUGUCUAUAUAUAUCUGCCAUCGUGUACAAGGAACGAAAGCACUCUCGUGGUUCCAUCAGACCCAGACUUGUCUUCAAGUGUGACUAUAAUCGAAAUUUCAAAGUCAACUUGGAUGUGCCUCCAUGUGUCGCGACAGUUGAUGAAAUCUGCUCUGUUGCAAACGGUACUGAAAUAUACUGUUUACUAGUUGCAAGAAGAUACCACACAGAUGAAACCACCAACCAAAAAACUUCCUGGCUACAUUUUCUGAUAUGCACACCUUUGGAGGUAACAGCGAAAGAGAUCGAGAUUUCAAGAAUUGGAGUCUGCAGCAUACUUGAAGCUGAGACACCGCUCACGUUCGCGCAAGAUUUGCUUUUCAACCUGGUAUGA
This is a messenger RNA of Botrytis byssoidea, 2037 nucleotides long. RefSeq lists its product as uncharacterized. The record is from RefSeq and is a predicted model, not a curated record. The transcript is spliced from 2 exons. Lineage: Eukaryota; Fungi; Ascomycota; Leotiomycetes; Helotiales; Sclerotiniaceae. Bases 1 to 2037 code for a protein of 678 amino acids.